AUGUCCAUAGAUUGCGGUGACAUUCUUCCAGAAUUCGUUGGGGAUAUUACACUCACAGAUAAAGACAAGAAGUCCAUUGACUUGCUUGAACUAUUGGAUAAGUACCAUAGAAAAUAUGAAGACAUAUGCAAUAACAUCAAGAGAACGAUUCUCUCGAUUAAAAGAGCUGAUUAUGUGAGUGGUAACAUCAAUAUGAAAUUUGGAAAAGAUUUUUGGGAUCUUCGUCCAAGCCUUGCUAGUAAGACAAUCAGUUUUGAUGAAGGCUUCAAAUUGAAUAAUUUGACACCUAAGAGAUUAUCUCAGAAGGAGAGAAUUGAGAAAACCAGCGGGUCUCAUAAUAUUGCAAAACAAGAUAGAUCUGACUUUCAAGGAUCAAUAACGAACGUUACCAAUAGAAAGCGAAAGCCUACCAUACAAGAUGAAAUACAUGAUGAGAACAAAGCUACUGAGUUGUUUGUUAGAGACCCUUUGAAAAUGUUCUCUGGAGGGUUUGUGUCAUCUGAAAUACGUGAGGCCAAGAAAUCGAUGGAUCUAGCUCUCAGAGAGAUAGUGGAAUUAUGUACUGAGAGGCAGAUAUUGCUUCGGAUUGUGAAACAGCUAGAGGAUAGAAUCAUUGCUUAG
Messenger RNA from Brettanomyces nanus, 621 nucleotides. RefSeq lists its product as uncharacterized. Gene Ontology annotation, biological process: vacuolar proton-transporting V-type ATPase complex assembly. The transcript has a single exon. The coding region runs from base 1 to 621 and encodes 206 amino acids. The record is from RefSeq and is a predicted model, not a curated record. Lineage: Eukaryota; Fungi; Ascomycota; Pichiomycetes; Pichiales; Pichiaceae. Gene Ontology annotation, cellular component: extrinsic component of endoplasmic reticulum membrane; Vma12-Vma22 assembly complex.